Labeo rohita (rohu) is the source of this 4465-nucleotide messenger RNA. RefSeq lists its product as uncharacterized. The record is from RefSeq and is a predicted model, not a curated record. NCBI's taxonomy places the organism in Eukaryota, Metazoa, Chordata, Actinopteri, Cypriniformes, Cyprinidae. Gene Ontology annotation, cellular component: kinetochore; midbody; intercellular bridge. Gene Ontology annotation, molecular function: protein kinase activity; protein binding; ATP binding. The coding region runs from base 255 to 4169 and encodes 1304 amino acids. Gene Ontology annotation, biological process: male meiotic nuclear division; mitotic spindle assembly checkpoint signaling; mitotic sister chromatid separation. The transcript has 30 exons.
AGAUCCGUCCAAUUGUAUCCAUCCGCCAAUUCCCAACGUCAAUCGGAAUCGUGAACGCGCGAAGCUCAAGAAUGCGUAAUAUCGAAUAACUUCUUUGAAUUCCAUCUUUGUUUAUUUCAAAAACUGGUUUCCAUUUCAAAUGUAAUUUUAAUUAGCAAAGGUCAAUUGAAGUCUACUUGAACGGGUAAAUUACAGUUCGGUAAGGGAAAACCCUCUGGUUGCUUCUCUAAUUUGAUCCAUGGGACAUCUGCAUCAUGACAGGGGUUCAGCCAAUGCCCUGUCCGGUGCUCUUGGGCACUGUGAAAGGUGGAGGUUUAUCAGCUCUUCUGCACAGAUACACAAUUGAGAAGAAAGUAGCAAAAGUGGAGAAAGUUCUCAAGAAAGGAGUGGGAGUUGACAGUAUGAAUCACCUUGGACAGACACCACUCUUUUGUGCAUCUCUCCUCGGUUUUGCCAGUGUAGCAGAGAAGCUUCUACAGUGUGGAGCAAACCCAAAUCACCGCUGUAAUGAUGGAAGUACCCCCGUCCAUGCUGCAGUUUUCUCCUGUAAUCCUUGGUUGCUGAGUUCACUGCUGGAUGCUGGUGGGGACUUGCGUCUCCAUGAUGAUCAGGGCCGGAUGCCGAAGGACUGGGCCAAGGCAGGUGCUCAGGAGAACAGUCCGAAGAUGCUUGCUUUUCUGAAGAGAUGCGAGUCUCAAAUGCAGAGUUUGUUGCAAACACAUCUGUCCAGGGAUGCGCGUACCACCCCGACCUCCUCAAAGACACUGCUGAGCUCUCCAUCCCUGCUCAAGCUCUUGCGACCUUGGGCAUCUGGGCUCAUUCAUGAAAAUAAAAUAAAUUAUAACAUGUCUGCCUCUGAUAUGAUGAUGCAGUGUUUUGGCUAUGGAAAGUUAUGCUUUGAGAAGCCAAGUUUGAGUCUGGGAUUGGCUGCUUCUGUGCCCUUGAUAAGUGACGGUGAUUUAGUUCAAGCUAACGACGAGCCUCUCAGUUCCUUUAUGUGUGGAUCUUUCAUACGUAUGACCAAUUACAGUUGGAAAGGUUGUCGUGUCACUGUUAAAGAGAUGCAUGAUCAUGUUUUGCAACAAUGUGAAGAACGUGAUGGUCUUCUGGAUCUGCUCAUUUCUGAGCAAGAGUACUGCUGUCAGCUGUCUCACCCGCACCUGCUGCUGCUGAUGGCUGUGAGUUUGUCUGCUGACCUGGACACCACAAAGCUGGUAUAUGAGAGAGUAAAUGUGGGGUCCCUGUACAGUAUGCUGCACCAAAGGCGGGAUGAGUUUCCUCUCCUACAGCUGGUUGACCUGUUAUCAGUGGUGCUACAGGUGUGUGAGGUGUUAAUGUACCUGCAUGGCCGAUCUCUGGUGCUCCGUGCUCUUUCCUCACACACUGUACUCAUAGUGCACCCUGGAGUUGCCAAGGUUUCAGGCCUAGGGUUCAUUGUGCCCAGUGAGGGAAUGAGUCCCUACGCCCCACCACCUGUUCCUUUGCCUCUCAGCCUGAUCAACUGGGCAGCUCCAGAAGUGAUUAGAUGUAGAGCAUGUACAGGAAAAGCUGAUCUGUAUAGUGUGUGCGCCCUUAUACAGGAGAUCUAUACAGAUUCUGUGCCAUGGGGCUCCACAGACCCACGCUGGAUAAAACGGUCAGUGGAGGCCGGUCAGGCUCUGAUAGCAAAUCCUGCUGUGCCUGAGCCUUAUUACCAGUUUCUGCAGAUGGGCCUCCAGCACAGAGCCCAGCAGAGAACCAGCAGCCUGCACGAUUUGUGCUACAAUCUCCGUUGUUAUAUAAGGGACAUUAGAAGCGAGAAUACGAGAAGUGGAUGGCACUCAUGGUCGGCUCUUCAGAGCAUCGCUGGAUGGAAUACUGAGAUUAAUCAGAUGAGAGAGCAAGAUAAAUCUGUAUAUCAGCACUGCAGGACUGCAGUACACAAUGAGAUCCGGGAGCGUCACCUGGAAAGAAUCUAUAAAGAAGCAGAGGAGUCCACCACAGACACUGAUGACCUCCACUCUGAUGUUUCGCGUAGUGACAUCACCGCUUCCAAUGAAUGGCCAACUACCCAUCAUGCUCCACUCUCUGAGCCAUCUGGUUCUACCCAUAGUGAUACAGACAAGGAUCUGGAAAUCAGUCGCUCUAUCUCAAAGCAUACUGGCUCCAUUGUUCUCAACCUUAAAGUGUCUCAGGUUCUUCUACAGCAAGCUGAGCAGAGUCUGGAUAACGUGGAGUCAGGCCAUUUGGGCGCCCCAUGCUUUGAUGAGGUGGAUGCUGUAGUGAAGAGGGUGAACAUGGAAAAAGAGCACAGUUAUGGUGUUGGAAAGGCUGUGGGCCCACCGUUCAAAAAUUAUAUACCCAAGACCAUUAAUGCAGAUGAGGAGGUCAGUCAGUACAGCUCAGCUCAAGAUGAGAGCUUUGAAAGCACAUCCUAUCCUAGUAGUGUACAGGAUGAGAAAAGAGACUUGAAGAGAGUUGAAACAACAAAAAGAGGACAGCAGCAGACAGGACAUCAAAAGUCUGAGAGGUUAUAUGUGCAGCUUGGGUUGUCUGAGACCCAGAGAGAUGGCACAUGCCAAUCUCUUGAAGAACAUUUCCAAACAAAACCCUCAUGGACCAGUAAUGUUAGUGAAAUGGUGGCCCUAAUGACACGUGGGCAUUUGGGGUCACCCCUGAGUGCUUUCGGCAGCAGUGACAGUGAGGAUGGCGUGGUGCAAGAGCUCCACCUACAGGACAGACAUAGUGUGAACAGCUACCAGGAAUCUGAGACCCAGGAAAGCACUGAUCUGGAGCAACUCUUCAAGAGUUUUGCUGGUAUUCAGAGUGAUAGUGAGGAGAGCACAAAUUACCACACUAUCAAUCACACUUUUGAUGUGACCAGUGGAGUGCUGGAGGCUACAAGCCAAACUGAGGAUGAGGGAAGUUCAGAUGGUUCAGACUGUUCACAGACACAGCAAUCUAGCAUGUUCUACACACCCAAACAUCACCUGUCCAACCGUGCAUCGUCUGGUGAAGAGCGUUCUCAGUCACUGAGUUCAGAGGACGAGUUGGACGUCACAGUGGAGGUGUGUCGACCCAGCACAUCUCCAGCAGAGGGAAAACAGGCUGUUGAAAAUAGCCUAAGUGAAUACCAGCUUGCUCAUGAGGACUCAAAAGAGUCUGAAUCCAUUACCCCAGUGCACAGUUGUUUGCCAGAUCUGGCUGAGAUUGCAGACCUCUCCAGCAUAUCCUGUUCACCAGCCCAUCACCAAGACUGGGUGGAGUCAGCUGAAGCCCCACCCAUUCCUCACAGCAGGGGACAUCCACCCUGUAACAGCACCCCACGUAGCCCAAAAGCAGGCCGUAGGACACACCUUAAAGAUGUGCAAGUUGGCACUGAGCCCCUCCCUCACCUCCAAAGCCUGUUGGACACGUCGCCAUGGGGCAGUGCUCCAUCCCAUACUGUCUGCACAGAGACUUACGCCACAGCCAGCGCAGGAGACAGCAGCACUACAAAUGCCUCUGUGUCCAGCGUCCUGCAGUCUCCGGCUAUAAUCAACAUCUCUAAGAAUGGAAGGGAGGAAAUAGACUCUGCCUCCAGUGGUAAUGCAGAAUUUACCACUGCCAGCUCUGGAGCCAGACAGACCGCUGAGACCAGCCAGGGGACCAGUGAGAAUAAUGAUGUGGGUGAGGAGGGAGAGGAAGUAGGUGACGACCCGUCAGAUUCUGAUCAUCAGUGUGAGCAAAAAUCCUCUGAUGAAAAGGUGUUUGAUGAUGAACACACUGCAGAGAGGAUGGAAGGAUGUGAAGGUGAAAACCCAUGUCAGACACAUGACCAGCAUCCAGAUCUCAACCCUGCUGGUAUGGAUAGUAAUGCAAACUCACAGAAAAGCGAUAAGAGUCACAGCCUUGAUGAAACUGAGAGGGCAAGCUCCACCCUUGAUGAGGAUUUACAGAGAAUGCUUUUGGAGAGAGCCACAGAGCAAAGAACCACUACAGACCCAGGGUCCCUCAUGGCUCAGUCUGACAUAAAAGGAGAGGGGGAUGUGAGAGACGACUUAGGUUGUCCAGAAGCGGACUACAUAGAGACAGCAGCAGAAUGUAUAAACAAGCUGGAAGAGAAGAUUGAGGCAGCAAAUGAGGAGAGCCAUCCUAACAGCAGAGUUCUUGAGCAGACACUUCCAGAGUCAAUCAAACUGCACUGUUAAAGAUGAGCCAAUCCUGAUGUUUUGCACCGGAAUCGUUUUUAGUUUAGAUGCUUAAUGCAUGUGGUUUGUGUUCUUUUAUGUUGAAUUUACUCUUUAAUGAAAGAAAAUGUUCCAAACAAAAAACUUCAAACUUGUUCUUAAAUAAAUCAACAAUUUGAGAUUUGAUAUUACUAUGGACCUUAACAAAUAGAUGCAAUACAUUUUUAGAUGUUUUCAAUUCCAAUUGAUGUUCUGAUGUUGUUGCUACAGAAAUGUAUUGGCAGUGUCUUGUUGCAUUCAGUAGCUUUUAAAUAAAC